UUUGUGUUGUUCGGUUGGGAGUAUAGGUUGACGUCAAAAAAUUCUAAGAAUGAUAAAUAUAUUGCGUUUUCGAAUUUAUUUACAUUAUUUAAAAAUAAUAAAGUGAAUUAAACAACAAGGGUGCGUGUUUUAUAUACUAUAAUGAUGGUCUUUGGAAGAUUAAAACAUGAAAACAAGUGUAAAAUCCAGUUCGAAUAUUAAUAGCGUAAAUAAAAGUAAAUUAUAAAAUAAAAAUAUCUACACGCAGUAACGGUAAUACUAAAACAUACGGGCCGUGAAACCAAAACACAUAAGUGGAGGUGUAUUUAUCUGUCACAGUAAACACCAAACGAUCUGCAUUUAUACAUUGCGGAUCCUUUAUCAUACUUACAUACUUACAUACACACGUGUGUCUUGGAAGCGUGUUUGUUUACAUUUUCCCUGCGCUUUUGUGAUGUCAAGUAAAUUACAGAAAAUUCGCCACAUUUAUGUGUCAAUUAUUUUUUGACAUUUGAAUGAUCACUGCAAAUAUCACCCAGAGCUGGCGUCUUUUGUUAAGUAAGUGAUCGAUCGUACGGUGAACCUAAAGUGACAAAAUCAAAUUAACAAAUACGUGCUAAAGUAUAAUGAAAUUAAGAAAUUUAGUGUAAUACGAAUAAAUUGGAAUAACGCAAGUAACAGUGAAGACUUGUCGCCAGCAACAUCCGCACGCUCACCUAUGUAUGUACAUCAGAUCAAUUUUGUUUUCUGCUUUGUUAAGCUCUGUGUAGUGCGCUUGUAUUGUGUUUGUGUGCGUGUAAUUUCUGUUUGCUGCAAUUUAGAUUAUUUUUAAUUGCUGGCAUAAUUUGUCAACAUAAAUUCAAUUAGGAAAAUUGCAAAUUGCUCGGUUCGCCCAACGUUUGUUAAGUGAAUGUGAGCAACUAAACGAAUGAUAAUUGGAAGUGUCACGCUACUUUAUGAAUAAGGUCAAUUACAAUAACAAAAUAAAAUAAAAAUAAAAAUAAAAAUUUUUUAUAUGCAUGUAUAUACAUAUAUAUACGUGUAUGUGCAUAAGUGAAAUUGUUUUUUUUUUUUUUUUGGUUUGUGGCUUUGCAAUGCAUCUUCAGUGCACUUAAUUUUCUUUAGCGAAAAUUUUAUGAAUGAAAAGUGUAGAGAAAAAUAUGUUUACAACUCAGCGUGCCCGCUUUGUGAACAACACACCGAAACAAGAAACGAAACGCCCACACAUCAAGGGGCGCCAGCAGCUUGUACUCACAGCGGCAGCACAAAUAAACACGAACAACAACAGUAAUAGUGCGUAUAAACGCAUUCGCACAAUAAAAUGCCGGCAAAAGUUACAACUGCUGCAUCGGCUCAUUCCGUCACUAAAUUGUGAUGCCGGUAGUGGUCGGUGUGCACUCUUCUAUGCGACAUUAUUGGUUUUGUUUUGUGUCAGCUUCAUUGAUCUUGUUGUUGCGCGUGCGACGGAUAGCGUUGCCGCGGCUGCAACUGCAGCGGAGUCAGUAAUUACAACAACCGCUUUACGGGCAAACCACAAUUACAAUCAUAAACAACACCAUCGUAACGCUAUGCUUUAUGCGCGUAAUAAUUUCACCGAUUUAUCAAAUUUAAGCGCAAUGGAUUUGAUAGAGGGAAAAGGUGGCGCUGAUGUUGAGGAUAUUAUGACAGAUACGGCGGUUGCUUUGCCGGCGCGUACGCCGGAUGCCAAAACCAAUGCAGGUUGCCCACCUACCACAAGUUCGCAUUGUUUGCGUUGCAACAGCGAGGGCUGCAUCAAGUGUCCAGCCUACCUGAUGACCGACACCAGGCAGUGUGUGGAGCAAUGUCCGUCCGGCUACAUCGAUCAAUGGUCGGCGCAUACCGAAUUUAUGGGACGCGUUUGUGUCUCCACCGGCUACUCGGGUCCUGUGAUGGCAGCUAUAGCAGGUCUUAUUGGCGGCUUUGUCGUUUGUCUCACACUGCUGGCUGUUGCCAUGAUGUUAGUACGACGACGACGGCGGCGUAAAACUAUUAAACAGAAAUUAAUUAAUGAAAACACCAUGGAUCGUUCCGAUUUCCUACGACAGCUCAACGAAAUGCGUCCGAAUGCUGAAUAUUUCCUAGCCAUGUUGAACGAUACACGACGUCAAAUACGCAAAUUGUAUUUAUCCGGCGAAGUGAGCGCAGCAAAUUCCUACCGACCGAUCGUGCGAGAUCUUGCCAAAAUAUUGAUACUAUUAAAUAGACCCAUCGAAUUGAUACCGGCGGCGCCGCAUGACUGGAAUCGUUUGUAUGCGUGGUCCGAACAAGCGUUGGAGCGUUACAAACCGCAAGUGGGUCAUUUAAUCGAUUUCUUUCAACCAUCCGGUGUGGGUGGUGGUCGCGGCGGAAGUAGCGGCGGUGGUAUUACUGAUGACUUCGAUGCAACAUUCUUUCCACAAAAAAGCAAUCUGUAUAGACAAAGCAUGUUGCCGGGUACGGGCCAACAGAAAUUGCACAUGUUCGGCUCGCUCAUAAGUCUGCACGAAUUCGAAGAACCACGACCGUCCGAUCCGUUUGGCAGCAGCUUCAAUACGCUGAAGAACGGCAAUCUGAUAUCGGAUCUCAAUGCGAGUUCGCUGUGGCUCGAGGAUGAAUUCUAUAAGCUGGGCUUUAGGCCACAGGAUGAAAUCACGACUGAGUUAUAAUGUACAUUUACAUUUGUAUAUGUAUUUAUUGAAAUAUUCUCAUUAUGUGAAUGUGUUUUGUUUUUGUUUUCUGUUUUUUUUUUAUUUUUUAUUUUUGUUUCUUAUCACAUGAAGCCAAUCAUGUAAUUAUGUUAGUUUUUUACACCUAAUAUUAAUGUAGAAUUAUUUUUAUGUGAAUUAGGUUUUAUUUUACUUUACAUAUAGAGCAGCGCGUAGUUUUAGUUGCUAAAAAGUAUUAUUUUGUUUUUGCUUACAACUUACACAAAUAUGUACAUACAAACCGACAUUUACACAAACAUGUAUUUACAUACAAACAAUUUUCACAAAACCUGUAAUAUACAACCAGCCUAUGUCACAAAUACUUACAUACAUACAUAUAGUUUGUAUACAUAUUAGGUGUAGUAAAAAGAAAUCCAUUACUUUU
This is a messenger RNA of Ceratitis capitata (Mediterranean fruit fly), 3069 nucleotides long. RefSeq lists its product as uncharacterized. NCBI's taxonomy places the organism in Eukaryota, Metazoa, Arthropoda, Insecta, Diptera, Tephritidae. The coding region runs from base 1119 to 2645 and encodes 508 amino acids. The record is from RefSeq and is a predicted model, not a curated record. The transcript has 3 exons.